AUGGAAAUUAUUUCAUCCAAACGAUUCAUUUUACUGACUUUGGCUACUUCAAGCUUGUUCACAACCAAUGUCUUCAGUGGAGGUGAUUUCACCAUAUCCAAUCUUCAUAGCAAAGAAAAUUAUAACAAAUAUUCUGAGUCUACAGGAGACCCCAAAAGGGAAAAGGAAAGAAGCCUCAAUUUUGAAGAAUUGAAAGAUUGGGGGCCAAAAAAUAUCAUUAAGAUGAGUACACUGGCAGUCAACAAAAUGCCACACUCGGUCACCAACUUGCCAUUGAGGUUUGGAAGAACCAUGGAAGCACAAAGUCCUAGGCCAAUGGCCAUCUUGCCUCUGAGGUUUGGAAGAAAUAUGAGAGGAAGCAUCUUGAGACGUGUUCCUAAUCUGCCCCAAAGGUUUGGGAGAACAACAGCUAAAAGUGUCACUAGGACACUGAGUGGUUUAAUCCAACAAUCCAUGGAUUCACCAUCUGUCAGUGAGUUACUUUACUCCCUGAGCUGUCAGCCCCAAGAAAUCCAGAAUCCUGACCAAACACACCCAAGGAGUCUGGGAACUGAAAUGAGAAAAAUAAGAAAUCUGAAGCCCACCCCUGAAGAUGACAGAAAGCUGUGA
Messenger RNA from Chrysochloris asiatica (Cape golden mole), 609 nucleotides. It is a transcript of the gene NPVF, whose product is annotated as neuropeptide VF precursor. The record is from RefSeq and is a predicted model, not a curated record. The transcript is spliced from 3 exons. Gene Ontology annotation, biological process: negative regulation of gonadotropin secretion; neuropeptide signaling pathway. Gene Ontology annotation, molecular function: signaling receptor binding. NCBI's taxonomy places the organism in Eukaryota, Metazoa, Chordata, Mammalia, Afrosoricida, Chrysochloridae. Bases 1 to 609 code for a protein of 202 amino acids.